Molecule: messenger RNA, 2525 nt
Organism: Brassica napus (rape)
Lineage: Eukaryota; Viridiplantae; Streptophyta; Magnoliopsida; Brassicales; Brassicaceae
Product: auxin response factor 22-like
Exons: 13
Coding region: 1017-2525 (502 amino acids)
Biological process (GO): response to hormone; regulation of DNA-templated transcription
Cellular component (GO): nucleus
Molecular function (GO): DNA binding; protein binding
Source: RefSeq, a predicted model, not a curated record
GCCAAAAUCAUAUACCGAAAUUAAAUCAAACCAAACGAAAUAAACAAACCAAACUCAGAGAUGAAAGUAGGACCUACAGCUUAAAAAAAUGCUUAGGUGGACAAUUUCAGGAGAGAGCAAAAUUCUCAUAUUAGACUAUGUACAAUGGUGUCAAGAUUCAACAUCUUCCACUUCAUCUUUUAACACUCUAUGUCAUCUUCUCUUUCUUUCACACCAUCAUUUAACACACAUUAAACUUUUAUCCACUAUAAUGAUUUUGUUGAAUAAAAUUCAACAUUCUAUUUUAUUAAUUAAUAAUUAUUUUUUUCUAUAUCCAAAUUAAAUAAAUCCAGUCUCUAUUUAUAUAUAGUGUAAAAUGAUAAAUUAUAGUAUAAGAAAUAAAAAUAAAUUAUUUAAUUUAUAAUAAGAUUAAUUGAUUUUAAAUAAUUAAGAAAAUAUCAAAAUAUCAAAAUAUCAAAAAUCUAUAGAAACUGACAUGUGUCGUCAGUGGCCCAAACUUUCUACUUAUUUAACAUGUUGAAUCUUUUCAACACCAAUUAAUCUACAUCAUCAAAUUUCAUUUUUAUACACCCUCAUUAUAAGAAUUCAACUGUUGAAUCUUUUAUUCAACACCCCCAUUAUACAGUUUUAUAAUAUAGAUUACCUGGUUAACUAAAAUUUGUUUUAUGGGCCCCUUAUUUCGUGGGGGUGGUGCACCCAUUGUCUCUUCCUCUAAGCCGGCCAUGAAUGUCACAUGUCCUAUAUUGCAUUAUUAUUAUAUAUAUUUAGAAACAUAAUUUAUUGAUAUUAAAGAACUUUUGAUAUUUCUAAAGAUACAACUCUGACCCGAUACUUUUUGACAACAAGUAAAAGUUAUUAGUCAAACUCAUAUCCAUAAAUAUAUUUACCAAGUAUUUGAAUAUUUUCACAUUUAUAGACUUUUUACAUAUAAUAUUUACAAGUUAAGAAAAACACACUAGUUCAAACCAAAAUAAAUAAAGAUCAAAGUUCUCACCAAGUGUUUGGAAAAAUUGUUGAUGGCUGGUGAUCAAAUCAUGCAUGCACAACAUGAAGUUUUAGCUAUUGAUGAAACCAAUAACUAUUUGAACGGUAAAUUAUGGAAGUUAUGUGCUGGACCUCUGUUUGAUACUCCAGAAAUUGGAGAGAAACUAGUUGCCUCUAUGAACGACGAACUUUGUCAACUAAAAGCAAUUUUUGAUAUUCCUUCAAAAAUUUGUUGUAAUGUAUUUAGUAUCAACCUUAAGGUAGAGACCAAUACUAAUGAAACCUAUGCAGAAGUUUCUUUGUUGCAUGAUAUAUCUGAUGUUGAAAUCCCUACUCCUAAAAACGAAAACAACAUACAAAACAUUAACUAUUUCACCAAGGUGUUAAGUGCUUCUGAUACCCACACAAAUGGUGGUUUUGUUUUGUAUAAAAGACAUGCCAUUGAAUGUCUUCCCCUGUUGGUAAUUACCCUGGCUACCCCAAGUCAAGAGAUAAUUGCUAAAGAUAUUCAUGGUCAUGAAUGGAGUUUUAAACACACUUUAAGAGGAGAGAAUGGGGUAUCGCGAGUUGGUAUCAGUAAAGCAGCUCAUCAGCAACACAACAUACCAACAUCUUUAAUUUCAAAACAGAGUAUGCACCACAGUGUGGUUGCUACUGCACUGAAUGAUAUUAGAAACAAAUGUAUGUUCGUUGUGUUCUAUAAGACAAGGUCGAGCCAAUUCUUUGUCAACUUCGAUAAAUUUGUAGAUAGAGUGAAAAAUAAGUUUAGUAUAGGCUCCAAAUUUUCGAUGAAGUUCGAAGGAAAAGAUCUAAAUGAAAUAAGAUACAAUGGAACAGUAGUGGGAGUGAGAGAUUUCUCCACUCAUUGGAAGGAUUCAGAAUGGCGAAGUCUAGAGGUGCAAUGGGAUGAAGCUGCAACAAUUCCAAGACCUGAUAAGGUAUCUCCAUGGGAGAUUGAGCUGUUAACACAUUCAUCAAACAUUUCCAAGUCAGAUGAUCUAAAACAUAAAAGUCAAAUCGAAGUACAUGAGUUUGGUUCAAAAAUGUGGGCUCCUACCUUGUCCCAAGGCCAAGAAUUUAGACAGUCAAGCAUACAAUCUUCCAUGAGAUUAUCAUUCCCUACCAUCUACAAUGAGCAAAUGGUUCAAGCAAUGAAAGAAACGCCAACCACAACCGCAACUACUUGCUGCAGACUGUUUGGAGUUGAUCUAAUGGUUCCCGCUAUAACAAAGGAUCCAGUGGAACCUAUUGACUCAUACAAAUUUUUUAAGAUUUCUAAAAUCUUUGAAGACGAAAGGGUUGACCAUGUCCAAGCUAAAAGUCGUACUAAGGUUCAAAUGGAAGGUGUCAUAGAAAGGACUGUAGAUUUAACUAUAUUUGAUGGAUACAAUCAGUUGAUCGAUGAACUAGAAAGACUCUUUGAUAUCAAAGGCGAGUUGCAUAUGCACAAUCAAUGGAAAAUGUUUUUCAUAUAUGAUGAUGGAGAUAUGAUGAUUCUUGGAGACGAUCCCUGGCCCAAAUUUUGCAAUAUGGCUAAGUAA